This is a messenger RNA of Paraglomus occultum, 433 nucleotides long. Lineage: Eukaryota; Fungi; Glomeromycota; Glomeromycetes; Paraglomerales; Paraglomeraceae. The record is from the annotation of a GenBank genome assembly.
AUGAACGAUCCGAAUGAUAUGAACAACGAUUGUGUCCGUCAAUUAUCUUACCCAGAUGAUUUUGAUGACGCAAAUCAACUGGUCAUUAAUUUACCAUCCCAAUCUCGUAUCCAAGAUUUCCACACUUCUGAUAUCUCUUUUUCUAUCCCCGAUAAUAUGUCAAUGAGUAGUAUAGACUACAGAGAUACCGAGACUUAUACAGACGAUUAUGCAUUAUACCAAGGUAAUCUCUCAGAAGGUGUUCAUCAGAGUAACGUUGACACACCGAAUGAACAAUUGAAUACACCUCUUCGCGGCCAAGUCGAAACCCAUACAAACCCUGGUCUGAUUCCAGUAUCUUUUCAGACAUUUUGUGCUCCUUCCGUCCCUUAUUCCGAUAUUAAUAUUAAUCCAACGAACGGCGGUCUGACUAAUGAUCAUUCUCAACAUUUCG